Cryphonectria parasitica EP155 is the source of this 981-nucleotide messenger RNA. RefSeq lists its product as uncharacterized. Gene Ontology annotation, cellular component: cytoplasm. Gene Ontology annotation, biological process: L-histidine biosynthetic process. Lineage: Eukaryota; Fungi; Ascomycota; Sordariomycetes; Diaporthales; Cryphonectriaceae. Bases 1 to 981 code for a protein of 326 amino acids. Gene Ontology annotation, molecular function: histidinol-phosphatase activity. The record is from RefSeq and is a predicted model, not a curated record. The transcript has a single exon.
AUGGCUUUCACGAUGCACUCCCACUCGGGCCAGUUUUGCCCUGGCCACGCCAAAGACCAGCUCGAAGAUGUCAUAAAACACGCCAUCAGUAUAGGCUACAAAACCAUGGGCCUAACAGAGCACAUGCCGCGCACCGGCCUGGAAGACCUCUAUCCCGAGGAGAUGGACGACCCACAAGGCUCCCUUGCCGUGCUCAUGCCCCGCCACGACGACUACCUGCUCGAGGCCCAGAGGCUGCAGGCCAAGUACGCAGACCAGCUCCACAUCCUCAUCGGCUUCGAGGGCGAGUUCAUCCGCCCCGAAGUGUACGCCCCGCUGGUCCGCCAGCUCGCCGCGCACCCUUGCGUCGACUACUUCAUCGGUUCCCUGCACCACACCUGCGGCGUGCCCAUCGACUUCGACAAGCCCUUGUACACCAAGGCGCAGGAUGCUGCGGGGGGUAGCGAGGAGAAGCUGUACGCGCGGUAUUACGACGAGCAGCACGCCAUGCUGACGGCGCUGCGGCCGCGGGUCGUGGGGCAUUUCGACCUGAUCCGGCUUCUGAGCGAGGAACCUGGCCGGAACGCCAAGACGGCCUGGGAUGGGCGCGUCUGGGACAGGAUUGUGCGGAACCUCGAGGCUGUCCGGGCCUGGGGCGGCUGGCUGGAGUGCAACAGCAGCGCGCUGCGGAAGGGCUUGGCCGAGCCGUACCCUGCGCGGCCCAUCGCCGAGGAGUGGCUCCGCAUGGGCGGCAGAUUCACGCUGUCGGAUGAUAGUCACGGCAUCGCGCAGGUCGCUACCAAUUACAGGAGGGCGCUGGACUAUCUCGAGUCCCUGGGCGUGAAGGAGGUGUGGACGUUGCAGAGGACGGAGGGGGAAGAUGAGGAGCAGCAACAGCAGCAGCAGGAGGAGGAGGAGCCUGCUAAUGCCCGGAAGAAGAACAAGGCUGUGCUAAAAGAGGUCAGUGUCUCUUUGGACGAGGUUCGCAGGAGCUUGGCAUAG